Molecule: messenger RNA, 3489 nt
Organism: Camponotus floridanus (Florida carpenter ant)
Lineage: Eukaryota; Metazoa; Arthropoda; Insecta; Hymenoptera; Formicidae
Exons: 1
Coding region: 1-3489 (1162 amino acids)
Biological process (GO): proteolysis
Molecular function (GO): aspartic-type endopeptidase activity
Source: RefSeq, a predicted model, not a curated record
AUGAGUGCCGACCUGAAGGCCUUAUUAGAGGCCCAGAACGACAUCCACGGACGAAUGUCUCGCUCCGUGGAUAACCUCCGGAAGAUGGGCGUCACCAACAUCACCGCCGGUGCCGUCCACGCUCGUCUCACCAUCCUCGACAACCUCUGGGCAAAAUUCGAGGCUCAACACGAGCUCAUACGAGCGGCGCUGAAAGACAGAUACAUGGAGAGUGAGUACGCCAAAAGUGACUUCAUAGAUACCGCGGAAUGUACGUACGUUUCACAGCGGAGCACGUUGAGCGACUACGCUGACAGGUUACGGGCCGAGUCAGCUGUCGCACCAAGGAUGGAAUCGAAGUCGGACUCUUCUCCUAAAACCGCGUUGCCGCGCAUAAAAUUGCCGCCGUUCUCAGGCGCCUAUGAAGACUGGCCUUCCUUCCGGGACCUCUUUUUAUCCCUCGUGGGAGAAAAUCCAUCGGUCUCGAACAUUGAGCGGUUCCAUUACCUUCGUUCCUGCGUGAAGGGAUCUGCGGAGAAAUUAAUUCGGUCACUAACGGUCACAAGCGAGAAUUACGACCGCGCGUGGGCGAUCUUGGCGAAACAUUUCGAGAAUAAAAAGGAACUCAUGCGCUCAAAUUUCGCUACCUUUACCGCCGUCGGGAAAAUGAAAUCCGAGUCCGCCGAAGAGCUAAGCCGGGUCCAUCACGCCGUCACGGCCACCGUCAACGCGCAGGAGAGCAUCGGUAGACCCAUCAACUCCCAUGGAAUGGAUCUCCUCAAUCACUUGGUAAUCGAACUGUUCGAUUCGCGAACGCGCCUCGAGUGGGAGUCCUCCACCAGCGAUUCUCCCGACCCACCGAGUCACGAGGCACUCACUGACUUCAUAAGUAAAAGAAUUCUUACCUUGAACGCCGCCAAGCCCAAGAUCGCCGUGAAGAGUGCCGGGGAAGCCUCUCGGACCGCGAAGACUCACUUCGCGAAAAACGUGCCCGACGCGUCCAAAUGCGCCGCCUGCAAGGGCAAGCACACGCUCAUGCAAUGCCCCGAGUUCAAAUCCAAGUCCGCGAGCGAAAGAAAGUCCUUCGUUGAGGUCAGCGGACUCUGCUUCAAUUGUCUCGGGAACCACAUGAUGGCACGGUGUCAGUCAAUCAAAACGUGCUUCACGUGCAAGUUGCGGCACCACACGCUGUUGCACGACGCGUACGCCGCACCAACACCACAAGAAGCGAGCACUUUCUCCACGACACGCACUUCACUCGACAAACGAGCGACUCUUCUCGCCACAGCGCGCGUCACUCUGACCGACCGUCUGGGACGACCUCAGGAUGUGCGAGCCCUGCUCGACCAGGGGUCCGAAGUGUCCCUCGUCUCAGAGGACUUGGCGCAGCGCCUCCGUCUGACGCGCACCCGCUCCUCGAUCUCCAUAGUUGGAAUCGGAGGAGCAUGUUCAGGAUCCACACGAGGAAGGGUGACGCUCGCUCUCAAGUCAAGAGUGACCGGAGCCCCUCUCACCGUAGCGGCCUACGUCCUCCCACGGCUGUCGUCCUACCAGGGGCCAGCAAUCAAGGGCUCCACCACGUGGCCGCACAUCCACGGCCUCACUUUGACGGAUCCUCAUUAUCUCCAGCGAGAUCCCAUCCACCUUCUCCUCGGCGCUGAUGCCUUCUCCGGGAUCCUCCUCGGAGGUCUCCGAAAGGGUCGCAAGGACCAACCCAUCGCGCAGAGGACUACGUUCGGGUGGAUCUUAUCGGGAGGCUGCGGAGUCGUGACGGCCAACGGCUCCCUCAGCUCUCUCCAGUGCACCGUAGACCACGACUUGAACGCCCUAGUGCAGAGGUUCUGGGAGCAGGAACAGGAGCAGCCUGCCUCCGUCGUGCUCACGCCAGAGGAAGAGCAAUGCGAAGAGAUCUUCGCCCGCACGCAUGAGCGCCUCGCCGACGGAAGGUACUUGGUCCGUCUUCCGCUGGCUGGCCCUCUUCCACCUCUCGAACACACGCGGAAGUCCGCCGAGCGACUUCUCGCGGCAAUGGAGCGACGCCGCUCCAGAGACGCCGGCUUCAACAAGCUCUAUGGCAGCUUCAUGGAGGAGUACUCGGACCUGCAACAUAUGACCCUGGUCAGAACACCGCUCAUCAAGAAAUCCGCGUGUUACUUACCACACCACGGAGUGCUCCGGACUUCCAGCACGACCACCAAGUUGAGAGUGGUCUUCAACGGAUCUCAGUGUACGCCUGCCGGAGACUCACUCAACAACGCAUUGCUGGUCGGAGCCAAUCUUCUGCCAACUCUCGCCGACGUCCUCCUGCGUUGGCGCUGGCACCGCUUCGCCUUCAUCGCCGACAUCGAGAAGAUGUACCGGCAGAUUCUGGUGCAUCCCGACGAUCGAGACCUGCAGCGGAUCCUUUGGAGGCAAAACCGCACCGACGACGUCCAGGAAUAUCGCCUCAACACGGUGAUGUACGGACUGGCCUGUGCACCGUUCCUGGCGAUCAGGACUCUCCGCCAAUUAGCCGACGAUGAGGAGCCGGCAAAUCCAGCGGGAGCAGUUGCGUUGAGGCGCGACUGCUAUGUCGACGACAUCGUCACAGGCGCCAGCACCCUGUCCGAGGCGGUCGAGAAGCAAAGGCAGUUGCGCCGACUCUGCACGGCGGGCGCGUUUCCCUUGAGGAAGUGGGCCUCAAACCACCAGAGGAUCCUCGAGGAGAUACCACGGGAGCAUCAGCUCCAGCAGCCACACCACGACUGGGAGGACGAAGCGCACCCGACGCUUGGGUUACGGUGGCACCUCCGCAGCGACUCCUUCACAUUCCGCCUCCAGCCUCGCACGACCGCCCCGCUGACUAAGAGACAGGCGUUGUCGGAGACGGCUCGGAUAUUCGAUCCGUUGGGCUGGUUAGCUCUAGUCACCGCUCGGGCCAAAAUCCUCAUCCAGUCAGCCUGGAUGAAACAGCUGGACUGGGAUGCCCCACUGCCUCAAUCAGACGAGACGUUGUGGAGACGUCUGCUUGAGGAUCUUCCGCUGCUGGAACAGCUCCGGUUGCACCGAUGGCUGAGGGCCGAUGACCAACCUAAACGCGUUGAGCUCCACGGGUUCGCUGAUGCGUCGGAACGAGGUUACGCCGCCGUUGUAUACCUCCGCGUGGUGAGCUCCCCCUCGACCACGAUCAAGCUGCUCGCUGCAAAAAGCAAAGUCGCACCAAUUAAGCCUGUGUCUCUGCCGCGCUUGGAACUGUGCGCUGCAGUCUUAGUCACUAACCUGACAUUUCAUCUUCGCGAAGCCUUAGACUUGCUUUCAGCUCCAGUCACUCUAUGGUCGGACUCCCGGGUCACUCUUCAGUGGAUACAAGGACACGCCUCGAGGUGGAAGACCUUCGUAGCCAACCGGGUGUCCCACAUCCAAACGAAACUUCCGGAGGCACGAUGGCGACACAUCCCAGGGCGAGACAAUCCCGCCGACUGCGCCUCUCGGGGGAUUGAGCCCCGGGACCUGCUCAACCACUCCCUCUGA